Molecule: messenger RNA, 757 nt
Organism: Dendronephthya gigantea
Lineage: Eukaryota; Metazoa; Cnidaria; Anthozoa; Malacalcyonacea; Nephtheidae
Exons: 5
Coding region: 41-757 (238 amino acids)
Source: RefSeq, a predicted model, not a curated record
UGACGUAUUAUCCUAAAAUAAAUUAAACUCUAGGUUUGACAUGGUGGAAAUUCUUGGAAAACGAAACAGAAAAGUUCCCGUGUUGCUGACACCUGAUGUAAAAGCUGCCAUACUUGUCUUGAACAGGACAAGGGAAGAUGGGAAUGUGAACGAAGAAAAUCCCUAUGUUUUCGCAGUGAAUGACGGAAGUUCAAAACAGUUUUUACGAGGGAACGAUGUUAUACGUCAGGCAUGUAAAAUGGUUGAUCUUAAAAAUCCCGACGUGAUUACUUCAACCAACCUCCGAAAGUAUGUGGCAACUGUGUCGCAGCUCGUUGACAUGGAUCAAAAUGAAUUGGGAUGGCUGGCAACUCAUCUUGGUCACGACGUGCACAUCCAUAAAGAGUUCUACAGGAUGCAAGAAAGCACACUUGAGAUGGCAGUAGUUGGUAACCUCUUAAUGGCCAUCGAUGAAGGGAGGGCACACGAAUUUAAAGGGAAAAACCUGCGGGACAUUACACUUCAAGACUUUCACAAUACUCAGAGUGAAGAGGAUGCCGAGUCUGAGUUAGAUAAAGAAAACCGAUUCCCCCAGAGCAACAUAACAUCGCCAUCGCUAACUUCUGCUGGCAAAAGGACAACGACCAAAAAGGGAACGAACAAGUCCACUGAAAAGUCUAAAAAACAUUGUAACAAGAAAAGGGGAACCCUCGAGGCAGGUCAGCAACGAAAGAUGGUGGCGAAGAAAACGUGGACAACGCCAGAAAGAAAGCGUUGA